CAGAGUACACCUAGAGAGGUGUGUGUAAUUGGUCCAAGUUCCAAGGCGAUACUUCACACUAGCCGAGACGCUAACAUGGAGAGGCUGUACGUAGUCCUCGCGGUACUGUCCGUCGGUUUGGCCCUCUGUACCUCGGUCGACCUGCCACAAGACGACGACGCUCCUGGCUUCCACGAAUGGUUCCUGUCCAACAACCAAUCAUACGAAAAUCACCCGAUUCAUUUCGAGAACCCUCUACCGAAAUGGCUUCGAGGAACACUGAUCAGAAAUGGAGCGGGCCAGGUAGAAAUGGGUAACAGGCAAUUCGUUAACUUCUUUGACGGAUAUGCAAAACUUAAUAGCUGGAAGUUUCCGGGCAACGGAUCUGCAUUCUUUUCCACAAAAUUUAUCCAAUCUAAGGUUUAUACCGAGUCCCUUGCUAAGAAUGACAUAGCACCCUUCCUCACUUUUGAAGGCGUCUCUCCACCGUUCGGGGAUGUUGAGCGAUAUGAGUCGUUCUUACUCAACAUGGAUAACACUGUCGUGAACGUAUUCAAUUACUCCAACAAAAUCGUAGCCAUGAAUGACAUCUGGAAGGUGUAUGAAAUUAACCCACAUACACUGGACACCAUAGGCGUUGUAAAUCCACCAACACCACCGUCCAAGUUCUCUAACUUGGCCCGACUGAAUGUGAUGUCCACUGCUCAUCCUGUGGCAGAGCAUGGCACGGGUGCCAAUUUUGACAUCCUGAAUACCUUCAGUCUGAUACCCGGUACAAAGGAAAGGUUGUCAGUUGUUCGAGUCACUUCUCUCGAAGGACGCGAGCUCGUCGCCGAAUGGGAAAUUGACCAAACAUCGUACAUGCACUCGUUUUCUGUCACGCCGAAUUACGUCAUUCUGCUCGCUGCUCCGUAUUACAUAAACAUGAACGACAUGCUGAAGUACGCUUCCGUUGUUGGAGGGAUGCAGUGGAACGGUCAGGACAACGCUACCUUCUACGUUGUGGAAAUCAAAACUGGAAAGAUACACACCCUCGUAACCGGAAAUGUCUUUGUAAUUCACCACAUUAAUGCAUUUGAACUUCCCGACGGCAAAAUCGCUUUAGAUGUCCCCGCACAACCAAACCCAUACGGCUUUUCCAUGUAUGACUUGAGCUAUAUACAUAACAAAACCGCUAGAGUCCACUUGCCUGCCAAACCUGUUCUAACGCGUUUCACUUUAGAUUUGCAAACCCAAAGUGUCCAGCGAGUGUCUUUUGAAGAUGGACCAAAGGCUCCCUGUGUUGGUGCUCUGGAAAUGCCGGUAUUCAACGAGAACUACCGCCAUAUGAACUACUGCUAUAUAUAUGGCCAGGUGAUCAACUAUAACGGGAAGGGUUUCAGUCACAUCGCGCUGGUCAAAAAAGAUGUGUGCGACAACGCCGGGGACCUGAUGUAUACCGCGCCCCAUCAGUACCUUACAGAGCCCUGGUUCGUCCCUAACCCUGACGGCAAGGCGGAGGACGACGGCGUGUUGAUGGCGUCUGCAUUUGACGGGGACAAGAAGGAGAGUUAUCUGUUGAUGCUUGACCCUAAAACAAUGACAGUCAUCAACCGAUCCUACAUGCCUACACGGGUACCCUUCAACUUUCACGGCAGGUUCUUUGAUAUCGUGUGAUGACCGAGAAGCCGGGAGGGGUGUGUUUAAAACAGUAAAGAUAUAUCUUUUUAUUAGUGACACCUUUAUGAUAAUCGUAUUGAUGGGAGCUGGGCAUGUGAUUAAAAUUAACAGAACGAU
Molecule: messenger RNA, 1755 nt
Organism: Mizuhopecten yessoensis (Yesso scallop)
Lineage: Eukaryota; Metazoa; Mollusca; Bivalvia; Pectinida; Pectinidae
Product: beta,beta-carotene 15,15'-dioxygenase-like
Exons: 2
Coding region: 76-1635 (519 amino acids)
Biological process (GO): retinal metabolic process; carotene catabolic process
Molecular function (GO): carotenoid dioxygenase activity; beta-carotene 15,15'-dioxygenase activity
Source: RefSeq, a predicted model, not a curated record